Molecule: messenger RNA, 2077 nt
Organism: Malaclemys terrapin pileata
Lineage: Eukaryota; Metazoa; Chordata; Testudines; Emydidae
Product: zinc finger protein 239-like
Exons: 6
Coding region: 698-1627 (309 amino acids)
Source: RefSeq, a predicted model, not a curated record
GUGUGGGGGCCUCUCCCGGGUCGGAGAAGAGUUUUGUGUCUCCUGGCUCUGGGCAUGCGCAGAUGCAGCGCUCAUCUGGCUCUGCGGGGCCGGGCGGAGCAGGCGGGUUUGUGCCGGGGAGAUUUUCAUUAACCCCUCCGUGCCCGGCCCGCGCCCUGCUCCCGCGGGAGCCGCCCUGGGGCUGCCCCGGGCUCUGCCUGCCCCGCUGCGGAGCUGCAGCCUCCAGGCUACAGAAUAACAUCCACGUUUUGCUCCAGAUCAUCCCAUCCUCCCAAGGGGAAGGAAAUGGCUGCAAUGGAGCUGGCUCAGGGGCUGGUGACUUUCGAGGAGGUGGCUGUGUAUUUCACCAAGGAGGAACGGGCUCUGCUGGACCCUGUUCAGAAAGCCCUCUACAGAGACGUCAUGCAGGAGAACUAUGAGACGGUGGUCUUGCUGGAAUCCUGUGGCGUAUUGCACCUGUUUGUGGUUCCUCGUUAGUCUCUCAAAAUGACGGUGGAAAAUAUCUGACCUGGGAUUCUCUCCUUAGACCUAUUCAGGGUUUCCAGUUUCCAAACCUGAUGUGAUCUCGCAGCUGGAAUGAGGGGAAGAGCUGUGGGUCCCAGACCUCCAUGGCGCUGAGAAAAAAGUGCUCCUGAGAGCUGCCUGCACAGGCAGUGACCUAUGUCUGGAUUCUCUCUGUCUCCCAUCAGGUGUUGGGAUGGUGAGUGAGAACGAGGAGAAACCCCAGCAGGAAGAUACUGAGCAAGUAUUACCCCAUGGGAUGUUAUCAGGAAGAUCGAAAGGGAAUGAUUCCAGGAGUUGUGCACUCCCAGAAAAACCAAAAGCCUGUGAGAGUCAGCGCAGGCCAGCAGAAAACUUCAGUAGCCACUCAGACCUUAUUACACACAAGAGAAUCAACUUGGAAGAGACACACUACACAUGCCAUGAGUGCGGGAAAAGCUUCAAUCAGAGCUCUGCGCUUCUCACACAUCAGAGAAUCCACCUGGGUGAGAAACCUUACAGAGGCUCUGAGUGUGGGAAACACUUCAGUAAGAGCUCAAACCUUAUCAGACAUAGGAGAAUCCACACAGGUGAGAAACCUUAUGGAUGCCAGGAGUGCGGGAAAAGCUUUAGUCUGCACUCCUACGUUAUCAGACAUAGGAGAAUUCACACAGGAGAGAAACCCUACACGUGCUUUGAGUGCGGGAAACGCUUCAAUCAGAGUUCAAGCCUUAUCAGACAUCGGAGAAUGCACACAGGUGAGAAACCUUAUGGAUGCUCUGAGUUUGGGAAAAGCUUCAAUCAGAGCUCAAGCCUUAUUAUACAUCAGAAGAUCCACAUAGGAGAAAAGCCCUACACAUGCUCUGAGUUUGGGAAAUGCUUCAUUGAUAGUUCAAAGCUCAUCGUACAUCAGAGAAUUCAUACAGAAGAGAUGCCCUAUACGUGCUCUGAGUGUGGGAAAAGCUUUAGUCGGCACUCGGUCCUUAUCUCAUAUUGCAGAAUCCACACAGGAGAGAAACUCUGCACAUGCUCUGAGUGUGGGAAAUGCUUCAGUUAUAGCUCAACCUUCAUCUCACAUCAGCAAAUCCACGCAGAAGAGACGCCCUACACAUGCUCUGAGUGUGGGAAAAGCUUCGGUUAUAGCUAAUACCUUACCACAGAUCAGAGAAUCCACAUGGAUGAGAAACCUUAUGGAUGCUCUGAGUGUGGGAAACACUUAAAUCGGAGCUCAAGCCUUAUUAAACAUCAGAAAAUCCACAUGAGAGAGAACUAUAAUAAAUGCCUUGACUAGGGCUGGCCAAAGAUUUUUUUUUUAAUCACAUUUGCUAAUUCUCACAUAGUGAUCUUUGCACCAUCUUCACCGUGGUCUCUCCGCACCCCAGAUGAGUUGCCUGAUUCUGCCUUUUGCUGCUUACCCUUCUUUGGGGUCAGUCCUGUGAACUUUUCUAUCAACUUCUUUCCUUUUGAGUUGUAGGAGCAUGUGACCCUCCUGCCAGGAAUGUUCAUCAGCUCUAGGUGGGGGAGAGAGGAAAAUAUGCUGCCUGUAGAAUUCUAAAUUGAGUAAAUAGGUGUAUGACUCAUGCAUGGCUUGUGUGAC